GGCAGCAGAACGAGGGAGUUCCAGAGAGUUGCCGCCAGAGGAGCAGCAAGGGCCCGCGGUCUCCUUGGAGACAUGUUGGCCAAUGACAGCAGCGGAAGCUGUUUAUAGGGGCGGAGCGUCGCCAUGGCAGCAGGAGAAGCCUUCCGAGCGUCUACUUAAUGCCGGUCCCCGGGCCGUCGGCGCUCAGAGAAGCGCCGUCGGGCGAGGGGGGGGGCCGACGAGGGGCACCAGCAGAGCCCUCGAGCUGGGGACAGAGAGCCGCGGGAGGUGGGAGGAACUUCUUCCAGAACCUUCCUCUGGCCCGGCUGCGCUCUGAGCCAGGCCCCACAUUCGUAUUCGGAGGAGGCGACCCCGCGGGUCGCGGAAUGGAAGUGAGUGUUCUGGAGGCUGUGUAACUGAAGCCUCGGGUACCAGCGGGCAGGAGAGCGCGGCGGGCCACUCGGCUCAGCCCGUGGAUGUUGACCGCCCCCUCGGAGAGACCCCGCAGAUAUGGCGGAGAGCUGGCUGCGCCUCUGCGGAGCAGGGCCCGGGGAAGAGGCCGGGACGGAGGGCGGCAUGGAGGAGCCGGAUGCUUUGGAUGACAGCCUAACUAGCCUGCAGUGGCUGCAGGAAUUCUCCAUUCUCAACGCCAAGGCCCCCACUCUGCCCCCGGGAGGCACCGACCCCCACGGUUACCACCAAGUGCCAGGCUCGGUGGCACCCGGGUCACCCCUGGCUGCAGACCCAGCCUGCCUUGGGCAGCCUCACACACCUGGCAAACCCACGUCGUCCUGCACAUCUCGAAGCGCGCCCCAGGGGCUGCAGGCCCCGCCCCCCGACGACGUGGACUACGCCACCAACCCGCAUGUGAAGCCUCCUUACUCCUAUGCCACUCUCAUCUGCAUGGCCAUGCAGGCCAGCAAGGCCACCAAGAUCACUCUGUCGGCCAUCUACAAGUGGAUCACGGACAACUUCUGUUACUUUCGCCAUGCGGAUCCCACCUGGCAGAAUUCCAUCCGCCACAACCUGUCCCUGAACAAGUGCUUCAUCAAAGUGCCUCGAGAGAAGGACGAGCCCGGCAAGGGGGGCUUCUGGCGCAUUGACCCCCAGUAUGCAGAGCGCCUGCUCAGUGGGGCCUUCAAGAAACGGAGGCUGCCCCCGGUCCACAUCCACCCUGCCUUCGCCCGCCAGGCCUCACAGGAACCCAGCACUGGCCCCUGGGGUGGGCCUCUGACCGUGAACACGGAGGCCCAGCAGCUGUUGCGGGAGUUCGAGGAGGCCACAGGGGAGGGGGGCUGGGGCACAGGAGAGGGCAGGCUGGGGCAUAAGCGAAAGCAGCCGCUGCCCAAGAGGGUGGCCAAGGUCCUGAGGCCUCCCAGCACGUUGCUGCUGACCCAGGAGGAGCAGGGUGAGCUGGAACCCCUCAAAGGCAACUUUGACUGGGAGGCCAUCUUCGAGGCUGGCACUCUGGGUGAAGAGCUGAGCUCCCUGGAGGCCUUGGAGCUAAGCCCCCCACUGAGCCCCACCUCACAUGGAGAUGUGGACCUCACUGUCCACGGCCACCACAUCGAUUGCCCUGCGACCUGGGGACCUCCAGUGGAGCAGGCUGCUGAUAGCCUGGACUUUGAUGAGACCUUCCUGGCCACAUCCUUCCUCCAGCACCCCUGGGAUGAGAGCGGCAGUGGCUGCCUGCCCCCAGAGCCCCUCUUUGAAGCAGGGGAUGCCACCCUGGCCGCUGACCUGCAGGACUGGGCCAGUGUGGGUGCCUUCUUGUAAGAAGAAGUCAGGCCCCACCCCAUCUCCGGACAGUGCCCAAGUCAGGGCCCAGACUGCCUCCCAAAAAAGGCCCAAGGACAUCUCAGCACCCCGGCAGGGACUGGGCCAGGUCUCUGAAGGCUGGCUCCGUGAGGCCACACUGCUGCCAGCUGGGGGUGUCCUCAUAUCCAAGCCCAGAAGACUGGGAACUGGGGACCCAGGACCAAAACUGCUGCCUCCCCCUCUUCAGCAACCCCCAUAUACACAGUGUUCCAUUGACCUAUGUCCCCCCAAGCCCCCAAACUGGCAAAGGCACGCCCCUGGCCUCUGCACUGUGAACACUGAAGCCUGCAGGGGUCAUGCCAGGCCAGGGAGAAACUGAACAGGGCCCUCUUCAAGGCUCUGCUUCUCACCCACCCCUGCUGCUUCCCCGGGUCUCUACCCAGAGAAAGUUCCCAGGUACCAACAAAUGCUAAUUAGACAACGGCAAAUUAACCCUCUGGAGGCUCCUCCUGGCGGAGCUUCCCCGGGGCCCUGGCAGCCUUGGCUAGGGAGAGAGGUGGCAGGAGACUGGGGAAAGGAACAGAGAAGACAGAAAUAGGGAGGGGGCAGCAAGGUGGGGGUGACAUGGUCUCUAUGGCCUCUGGGGCCUUUUCCCUGGCCCAUCGCUGGCAGAGAGGAGGCUGAAAAACGAGAUUGAGGCUGACUUGAGGCUGAGAGCAACAGGAAGUUGGGGUUCAGGGUGGUUGGGGCAGGGGCAGCCAAGCUGCUAGGUGGGGGGGAGAGACUAACGUAGUGCAUAUAGCUAUAGCUAAGACUUAACUGGGAGGGAUGCCCAGCUUGCUGGGAGCACUGGAACCAGGAAGGAGACAACCCUAUGCCCCCUGUCUACACUGGGGGAAACCAGGUCUCGCUCCACCCUGACCCCUGGGGCUGGUAUCCAUAUCUACCCUCCAUGUGGGGCAAUUUAACCUUUUUCAUUUAAAGUUCUUUACGAUAAAUUUUUUUUUUCAAAAUAAAACUUU
This is a messenger RNA of Microtus oregoni (creeping vole), 2759 nucleotides long. RefSeq names its product forkhead box J1 (gene Foxj1). NCBI's taxonomy places the organism in Eukaryota, Metazoa, Chordata, Mammalia, Rodentia, Cricetidae. Gene Ontology annotation, biological process: regulation of DNA-templated transcription. The transcript has 3 exons. Bases 490 to 1755 code for a protein of 421 amino acids. Gene Ontology annotation, molecular function: DNA-binding transcription factor activity; sequence-specific DNA binding. The record is from RefSeq and is a predicted model, not a curated record.